Messenger RNA from Stegostoma tigrinum, 4031 nucleotides. RefSeq names its product RNA-binding protein 4B-like. Gene Ontology annotation, cellular component: cytosol. NCBI's taxonomy places the organism in Eukaryota, Metazoa, Chordata, Chondrichthyes, Orectolobiformes, Stegostomatidae. The coding region runs from base 290 to 865 and encodes 191 amino acids. The transcript has 3 exons. Gene Ontology annotation, molecular function: zinc ion binding; mRNA binding. The record is from RefSeq and is a predicted model, not a curated record.
UUGACGCCUUCGCCUGCCAAUCACCAGGCGCGAACGGCGGGAAUGGGCGGAAACCAGGAGCAGCACGGAGCGAGGGGCUUCGCCAUUUUUUUGUUGUUCGUUUGCUGGCUGAGGGCAACUGUCAAGCUUCUGCGUGCAGGUUUAGGGGGUUGUCAUCGGUAUAUAGCUUUUUUUUGUUUCUCUUCUCUCAGUACACUCACUCCAUUCUUUUUCCUGGUCGAAUCGUCCUUCCUUUCACGUUGUCUUUUUUUUCCGGGCGGCGGGAAAAGGGGAAAGAAAAAAAAUAGAGAUGGUGAAGAUUUUCGUGGGUAAUCUACCACGGCCGACGACCGCCGAUGAAAUCCGGGCCUUGUUCGAGAAGUACGGCUCUGUGAGCGAGUGCGACCUGAUCAAAAAUUAUGGCUUUGUGCAUAUGAAGGACCGGGAAGCAGCCAAGGAGGCAAUUGAGAACCUCCACCACUACAAGUUGCAUGGGGUUUCCAUUAAUGUGGAGGCCAGCAAAAGUGUGUCCAAGUCCUCGACCAAGCUGCACGUGGGUAAUGUUGCAGCUGGCUGCACUAGUCAGGAGUUGCAGGCCAAGUUUGAGGAGUAUGGAACCGUCUUAGAAUGUGAUAUCGUUAAGGACUACGCCUUUGUGCACAUGGAGAGGAGCGAAGAUGCCAUGGAGGCCAUCAGGGGGCUAGAUGGCACAGAAUUCAAAGGUUUGGUUUGCAUCGUGACGAGAGCCGCGGGUCCCUUGGUAUGUGCAGAAACUCGGGUCAAAUGUUUUUUGCUUAUUGAUUUUAAUGUGGAAGAUAUUAGUGAGACACUAUAUCUAAAUAUCGUGUUAAUUAGCCACUGGCUCAAUUAUCUUCUCAAACUGUGACCAAGUAUCUUUAAAUUUGAAGUUUUAAUUUCUCUUUCUGGAUUUCUUUUAUGUUUGGUGGGAUUGACUCAUGUAACUGUCAGUUGUUUAAAUUUGAAGCUUUUGGAUUUCCUGUAAUCUGAUUUACAAUAAAUGAUGAGUACUCAGCCUGAGCGUGUUGCGUCCAUGUGAAUCUACAAUCCUGACCUAAUGCUCUGUGCAGGUACUGGGCAGAAUAAUUAUCUGAUUUCCUUAUACACAGAUUUAGCUCAUGGCACAUACUUAGCCUUGAGUCAGUAUGCAAGUUUAGUGUUGAUUUUUACAGAUGCUUUGCUGUGCCAAAUUGUAGGCUCUGUUAGGUGGAAUUAAAGGAACAGGAAAAGUCCAUUGGCUUGUCUAGCGAGCCUGUCUAUUUUGUAUAGUUCAUUCCAUCUACCUGUUGCACCCCUGAAUCCACUUCAUCUUCAGCUGUCUGUUUUCCUGCCUUUUUUAUUGUCUACUUAAGCAGAUGUGACUGGGAAAAAUAUUAUUCUCGGUCCUACCCCUUAUUGUUAGGGAGUUAGUCUUCCUCAAGUGAGUGUGUAAAUGUUAGAUGGGAGUAAAAUCUGCUUUGGCUGUAACAUGUCUUAGUAUUGUAUUACGUGCCAUCACUGAUUGGACUCAGUGUUGAAGAAUGAUAAAUUGGACACAUGGAACAUCAAUAACAUUACUUGAAAAAUAAUUAGUACCUUCAGCAGAGGAAGGGAGUGAACUGGGGAGAGUCAAGCGUGAGUGCCAGGCUGUUACAAAAUGCGUCAGUACUCCUAUUCUGUGCAAUAGCAUAUUUCUGUAAUUAAGCUGUUCAGAGGACCCAAAACAACAUUGUGUGCAAAAUAAUGUUAAAGAACAGAAAUAAAGAAUACAAACUUCUAGUUGUUAAUAUGCAGCAUGGUAACAGCAUGCUCUAUAAAAAUACCUUUCUGAUUUUUCUGCUUAAACUUUGCAAAUUAUAUAUUCCAGGUAAUGGAAUUAAGGCAUUGAAACUGCAAAUGAAGUACAACAGAUGCAGGAUACAUGUUGAAAUACCACAAAUGUUGGAGCUAUUAGAUUAGUAUCUGUGAGAAAAAGCUGAUGUUAGGUUAACUAAAUCAAACUUAAAACAAUGAUUGAAAGAAGGGGCAGAAGAAUGAAUAGUAUGCAAGUAUUGCUUAUUGUGCGUCACAGAAGUUAUUCAUGAAAGAUACCAAUUAGCCAAAGUGAGUCUUGAUCGUCAGUGAAUUGAUCCACUCAAACUUUAAAAUAAAUUUAUUAAAUUAUUCUUUUUGAAGAAUAGAUGAAUGUUGAGUCAAAAUGAAUUGUCCUUCAAAUUUGCUUAUAGGUGAGGACCACAGGACUUAAUCAGUUAAGAUAAAAGGUAUUGGGAGCUGCUGUACCUAAUAUGUGGCUACUGUAUGCUCAACUAAUAUUUGGAGACAUGAGCAAAGAAAUUUGUUAACUCAUUUGCACAUACAUUUACUUGCUACUUUAGAUUCCAUUUUGAUUACCUUUUAUGAAUCAUUUAAGUUAGCUAACGUUGCAGUUCAAAAUAAUUGGUGGAGCUAGCAAACUAAUUGUUCUUUCUUCAAGCUCCAUUUCAUCUCCAAAGUCCUUAAUUAUGUCGUGGCAUCCCAAAUACAUUCCCAUCUUUCCUCAACUCCUAUAUUUGAAUUAUUAGUGUUUUGCUCUGCCACAGUGCCAAAAUAGCUCUUAUCAGUGUAAAUAACAUGUGACUGACGAAGCUCAAAUUUCCCUUCUCAGUCCCUGAUAGGAUUAAAAACAUCAUUCCUGUUCAGGGCUACUACACUGUUAUCCUGCUAGGUGGAACUAUUCUCAUGGUUCUAUUCUUUUCCAUCUAAUUGUAGACAGAGAACCACUUGCAGUGGCUUCGGAUCCUCCCACAUUGUUAUCUUAAUACCUUUGCCCCUGUAACGGGCAGCGUGCAAAUGUGAAAUAGGUGACAUCAUCCAAUUGCAGGUUUACGCACAUGCUGAUGGCAUUCGAUUCUAUCCCACUACCAUGCCUCUUGACUCUUCCAUUGUUGCUAAACUAUGUGACUUUUUAAUCCAACAUGUAUCGGUGGAUCUGUAGGUUAACAGAAAUUUUCUUCACUUAAGUAUUAGAAACAUCGGAAGCUAGUAGUAAACUCUGUUCGCUUAACUCAUUCCCUCUCUCUGGCAGUCCGUCUUCGAUUCAGUCAGUCUGUUUACGUUCAUGACAUCACGCUUGAUCUAGAUGCAAGAUUCUGCCUUAAUUCUCACACCAUCACUGAGACUUCUUAGUUCCAGCUUGGUACAUUUCUCAAGUUCAGUUUAUCUCCUGCUGAAAUCCUCACCUGUGCCUUGAUUUCCUAGGUUUAUUCCAGUGCGUAGUCCUCUUGGUUUCCCAUAAUCUGCACUUCAUAAACUUGAGGUUAUUGGUGUUCGCAAUCAAGCAGUGUGUAGAUUUUAAAAUGUUCAUUGCUGUUUUCAAAUCCCCGUGUGACCCUGUUGUGAUAUGUUGUGAUAUAAAUAUUUAAUAUGUUGCACUCAAUUAUAUAUCUCAUAAUAUUUUACCUUUUAGCUUUAUGUUGACACAGUUGACCAAAUCUAGUUUCUCUUAUAAAUAGUGUAAAAGAAUUUGAGAAGCAAGAUCCAGAUGUAUUCUACGGUUGAUGGGUACUUGCAUUUCUGGUAGCAGAAGAGUAGAAGGACAAUUUUACAAGCCUGAUUGUCUGAUCGGAUAAAGCUUUAUAUGCCUCAGUUUUUAACAAAUGCUGCUGGUUGACAUCAGCGUUGCAGAUUUUUGCUUGGACGUGGCAGAGACAUUUCACUGGUCUCCUGGUGGUUGAUGACGAUGCCUUUUGAAUGUAUUGCAAUUGACUAAGAUUUUAAAAUGACAAAUUAAUGUAUAUUGGUGUUAAAGGUGCUCAUUUCAACAAUGAAUCCAUGUGAUAUUGGACCAAAACUUACCUGCUGUCAUUUUAGCUACAUAUAACCACCAUAACUUUAACUUAAAUAACUUUGUAACUCUUGGGCAGCAUAGCAAUGAGCCACUUUUUAAAGAACAUCUUUAGUUGGCCAGAAUGCAUCCACUUGCUUCUUCUAUAUAAAGCUAUAAUGAUGUCAAAGAGCGUGCAUGUGCGUGUGCAAAAAUGCUUUGAUCUUGGAAGUGAUGAUAUAUGUUUUUCUAA